AUGACGUUGGGAGAUUCAGACAACGAUCACCUGAGUUUUCAGCAAACCAGUGGAGAUAAUGGAGGUACUUUUGAUCCUUACUUUGUAGAAAAUUCAGACAUUCCAACAUCUUCAUUAGUAACUGUGGUUUUCAAUGGUGUGAAUUUUAUUCGUUGGAGUAGAAAUAUUAAGCGUGCAUUGAUAGCUAAGAAUAAAGAAGGAUUUUUCAAUGGCGAAAUUCAAAAACCUGUUGUAAAUCACAAGGACUAUCCUAAGUGGAAACGUGCUGAUUUCAUGGUUGUUAGCUGGAUUUUGAGCUCUAUGAACAAUGAUUUAGCUGAUGAUUUUGGAUACAUUGAUAAUGCCGUGGAAUUAUGGAAAGAAUUAAAUGAGAGAUUUGGACAAUCUAAUGGUCCAUUGAUAUAUCAAUUGAAGAAAGAAAUUGACAACUUGAAUCAAGAGAAUAUAACAAUAGUCACAUAUUAUGGAAAAUUGAAGAAACUGUGGGAUGAAAUGCAAAACUUAAGAGCUUUUCCUACUUGUGUUUGUGGUUAUAUGAGUAGUUGUAGUUGUCAAUUCCUGAAAAAGGUGGCUGAAUUUGAAGAACAGGACAAAAUGAUGAAGUUCUUGCCUAGUAUCAACAGAGUGUUUUCUAUAACUCAACAAAUAGAAAAACAAAAAGAAGUUAACACAGCAGCUACUGAAAGUGGUGCUAUGAAUAGUAGUGCAAUGGCUGCUCAGAAUCAUAAGGGUGGUCAGUUUCAGAGAUUCAAUAAUGGUCAAGGGAAGAAAGAUUGGAAAGACCUGAAGAAAGAGAAAAAUGUACAAAUAUCAAAAGGCUCAGAAUAUGGUGGAGGCAGACUGGCUGCUCAUGUACAUUCUGCAGAUGUGGGAGAUAAUCCUCUUGAUGACACAAUGACUGACUCUGGAGCUGUGAGUAGUGAGAUGCUGAACACUAUUUGUCAAGAAGUUAUGAAAGUGAUGAAAGGCAAGCAUUCACAGAAUGGUGAAGUUGGUGGCAUUUCUUGCUCAUAUGUCAACUAUGCAGACUUACUAAUGAAUGAAAGAAAACUACAAAAAUUGAUUAAGCUGGGAUUACCUGAUGGAACUCAGAUGACUGUAAACACUAUAGGGGAUAUUGUUUUAAGUGACAAACUGACUUUGAAUGAUGUGUUGUUAGUACAUGAUUAUAGGCAUAAUCUGCUAUCUGUUGGUAGAUUGAUUGAACAAACUAGUGUUCAUGUUGUAUUCACUAGUGAUGGAUAUUCUUUCCAGAACCCUUAUAGUUUCAAAUUGAUUGGCCGGUGUUGGAAAGAGAAAACAAGAUUGGAUCACCCAUCUUUGCCAAAAAUGAAAUAUAUGAAUGCUGAGUAUUGCAGAGGGCUUACAAAAUACAACAGUGAUACAUAUCUACCUCAUAACAAAAUACAAGUUGCAAAAGUUGUUUCUGAGUUUUUAGCCAUGGUUGAAACUCAGUUUAACAAGAAAGUAAGAGAAUUAGAUCUGAUAAUGAAUGGUAGGGUUGAGAGGAAACAUAGAAGUUUACUUGAAAUUGCUAGAGCUUUGAGGUUUCAUUCUGGUCUUCCUAAGAAAUUCUGGGAGGAAUGUGUACUGACUGCUACACAUUUGAUCAAUAAACCUCCUUCAAAGGUGCUAAACUGGAAGACUCCAUUUGAGAUCAUGUUUCAUUCUGUUCCUGUAUAUGAAAGACUAAUGGUUUUUGGCUCUCUUUGUUUUGCUUAUAACACCAAGGUUCAGAAAGACAAAUUUGAUUCCAGAUCCAGAAGGUGUGUGUUCAUUGGAUAUCCUGCUGGAUAUAAGGCUUUCAAAUUAUAUGAUCUUGAUACACAUACUGUGUUUGUAUCAAGAGAUGUUAUUUUCUUUGAAACUAUUUUCCCAUAUAAACUUUCUCUUCCUGAUAAAAACUUGUCUCCUUUGCCUCAAACUGUUAGUUUUGGCACUGAAGUUUCUUCACCAAACACAGUUGAUCUAAUCUUUCCUAUUUCUCCAAAUACUCACAUAUCUCAUAAUUCUCCAUCUCCUUCCCUUCUUUCUCCAAGUUCUCUUAACACUAUUUCACACUCUAUUCCCAAAAAUAUUCCAUCUUCUCCUAUAUCUACUUCUUCUGCAAACUCUGAUCAGAUAUCUCAAUCUUUACAUGUUCUUGAUUUGAUAACUGCUCCUACCGAGCCUUUCAUCAGACAGUCUACUAGACUGAUUAAACCUCCUACAAUUUUAAAGGAUUUUGUUGGAAGUUAUGUACCCCACAGAGCUGUUGCUUCCCCUACUACUACUGAAUCUCUUUCUUUUUCUGUCAACACUUCUCUCACUGACAUAAUGAUGACAGUUGGCUAA
Spinacia oleracea (spinach) is the source of this 2334-nucleotide messenger RNA. RefSeq lists its product as uncharacterized. NCBI's taxonomy places the organism in Eukaryota, Viridiplantae, Streptophyta, Magnoliopsida, Caryophyllales, Amaranthaceae. The transcript has 6 exons. The coding region runs from base 1 to 2334 and encodes 777 amino acids. The record is from RefSeq and is a predicted model, not a curated record. Gene Ontology annotation, molecular function: nucleic acid binding.